Molecule: messenger RNA, 855 nt
Organism: Fulvia fulva
Lineage: Eukaryota; Fungi; Ascomycota; Dothideomycetes; Mycosphaerellales; Mycosphaerellaceae
Product: Reductase pytE
Exons: 2
Coding region: 1-855 (284 amino acids)
Source: RefSeq, a predicted model, not a curated record
AUGACAACGUGCACAUUAGACAGCCAGAGGCACAUCCAUCUUUACAACGAUCACAACACAAACCCAACCACGUCUGAGAAAUCCAAGACUCUGGCCUUCUUCGGCGCGGGCGGCGAUUGUGCAGGCUACUGCCUCGCAAACUCUCUCAAAGCUGGCUACACCUGUAGAGCCCUCGCUCGAGCGCCGAGCAAGCUCCUCGACUCCCUCAAGAAGAAGGGCGUUCCCCAAGCCACCAUCGACACCAACCUCACCAUCAUCCAGGGCGACGUCAAGAACCUCGACAAUGUCAAGUCCACCCUACAUACCGCCUCCGGCCUGCCCGUGGAAGUCAUCAUCUCCGGCAUAGGCGGCACUCCCAACUUCCAAGUGUCACUCACGCAGCCUUUAGGCAUGACGGAGCCCAACAUCUGCAACAGUGCCGGCAGCACUAUCCUUCGCGCAGCAUCGGAACCUCAUCUCCAGCACACAGAGCAUUCGAAACCUCUCCUCGUCAACAUCUCCACCACCGGGAUCCCGGCCCCGGGUGCGCCGUGGGAUGUACCUUGCGCCCUCUCGCCACUGUAUCGCUGGGGACUGCACGUACCUCAUGAAGAUAAGGCCAAGCUGGAAGAGAAGCUGCGCGAGGAAGUGAGAUUGAGCAGCUGUGGGAUCAAGGGGUACGUCAAUAUCAAGCCGAGCUUGCUGUUUGAUGGUGAGAGCAAAGGCUUGCAAGCGGUCAAGCAGGGUGUCGAUGAGAAGCCAGCGAUCGGGAACAGUAUUCAUCGACAGGAUGUUGGCUUGUUCAUCUUUGAGCAUUUCGUGAAGGGGGAGGUGGUGGAUGAGUGGAUUAACAAGAGUCUUACUAUAACUUACUAG